Messenger RNA from Penicillium cinerascens, 723 nucleotides. RefSeq lists its product as uncharacterized. The transcript has a single exon. The coding region runs from base 1 to 723 and encodes 240 amino acids. Lineage: Eukaryota; Fungi; Ascomycota; Eurotiomycetes; Eurotiales; Aspergillaceae. The record is from RefSeq and is a predicted model, not a curated record.
AUGCCGACGAACUUCCUCACUCUCCCCGGCGAAAUCCGCAACAAAAUCUACAAGUAUUCCCUAGUCCGGGACAGGAACAUCAACCUCUGGCGUAUGGGCACGUACCGGGACAUAGCAGCCGGUCUCCUUCGCGUGAACCGAAUGAUCCACCACGAGGCUAGAUCAAUACUCUAUGGUUGCAAUCGCUUCAACUUCAUCGCCGAUGCACCCGAGCAUAUAACCGAGUUCCUUGACAAAAUUGGCCUUACCAAUGCGAAUCACCUUGAGUCUAUCCGUAUCGAAUUUCCUCAUCUACAGGAUCACUACGACGAUGUCCGCCUGGAGGACGACAGUCUUCGCAUCCUCACAGCGAUCCAGGACCACUGCACCAACUUGAAGACACUCAUAAUGUCUUCAUACAGCAUAAGUAUGAGGAUGCUCAGUCCCAGCGCACCUCACAGCACAGAGAUCCUCGCUAAGGUGAUGGCCCUGGUUGACGCACAUUUGAAGAAAAUUCCAUCUCUUCAAGAAAUAAUUGUUGAGUCUGGUCCAUAUGGACCGAGUACUGAUAUCGGAAGAGAAAUGCUGAAUUAUGGAUGGGUUAUCAAAUGGCCAGAACAUGUGGCAGACGAGGAAGACGAGGACGAGGAUGAUAUCUGGGAAUGCGAGGAGGACCUGGGUUCUUCUGACGAUGACUACGGCAUUGACAACGAUAGUGACUUCUGGAGACGGGCGAUGGACUAA